AUGGCAAAGAACAUCGACUCUUUUGAACAACUUACGACCCGAGUCGGACGACUGCGGAUGAGAAGAUGUGGCCCAACACCAGCUUUGACUAUCUUCGUCGCUCACGCUCCAACAUCAAGCUACGAAGAAGAAGAAGUCGAAGCUUUCUAUAUGGACCUGGAGAAGAGAAGAUCAUGCCUUCUACAAGGUCAUAAUUGGCGAUUUCAAUGCCAAAGUUGGCCCAAGAAAAACGCCGGAGGAACUUCACAUGGGAACCCACGGCCUACAAUGGAACGACGAGGGGGAGAGGCUCUCCGAGUUCAUCAUGACGACUAA
Messenger RNA from Necator americanus (New World hookworm), 315 nucleotides. RefSeq lists its product as uncharacterized. The transcript has a single exon. Lineage: Eukaryota; Metazoa; Nematoda; Chromadorea; Rhabditida; Ancylostomatidae. The coding region runs from base 1 to 315 and encodes 104 amino acids. The record is from RefSeq and is a predicted model, not a curated record.